Molecule: messenger RNA, 2981 nt
Organism: Paramuricea clavata
Lineage: Eukaryota; Metazoa; Cnidaria; Anthozoa; Malacalcyonacea; Plexauridae
Source: the annotation of a GenBank genome assembly
CAACAUUUCAGAUUUUUGUGACUUUACCAUUCAUAAAUUUAUACUAAAUAUGAUUGCUCGCUUUCAUAGCCUUCAUGGUGACAUACACUGAUAUAGUUCCUCGUUCUGGAAUAUGUAUUUGGUAAGUCCGUAACUGCUUAUAGUAGAAAUCGGAUAAAGGAAAUUAUAGACGUCUUAAAUGAAUAAUAAUGUAAGUAAUGUAUUGACGAUAAUUUAUACACCCUGUUGAACCAUUAACUUGAAACGAAAAGAAAGUCAAGUCUAUAACUACAUUGAUUUAUCAUGCAUGCGAGGAUAUAUGCUAUUGAUCUUCAGUCCAUCACUUGCCCUCAGUCACGUAUACGUUGUCUUGUAAUAGUGUCAUGAUUGUCAACAUUUGUGACGAAUUUAAUAAUAAUACCUUUUGACCUCCUGGCAAGUAAAACAACUUUCAUUUAGAAGCUACUAAGUGUUUUUGUUCAUUCAGAACAGAUUCAUAUCAAACGCGCUAUAUAAUAGUUAUAUUAUGAAUUUAAUUAUUCUCGCGAUCGUACACGAUUUAAAACAUAAUUCCGCUAUAAUACGGAUUUCCAUUAUUCCAUUAGUGAUGUGGAAGGAGACUUUUCCACUGGAAGAAGACUUUCCUCGUCGAGCAGGAGGAGUCACGCAGACCCAACACAUACAAGGUAAGUGAACCUUCACUUCGAUGGUUUUAAUCUUUAAUCUCUAAUUAAAAUUCUUUAUACACGGUAGCCUUUCAGUAUAUAUUUACAGUCUGAUUAUUCCAAACGGCCGUAUUAAUUACACUGGCCUGUAGGCCAAGUGUCUUAAAUCCCUCUUUUUCUGUUUUCGACGAGAAAUGGAGUUUGCGUUAGGUCAUCGCAGGCUCAGGGUGCAACGUGCUCCAGUGACAUAUUCAGUUCAGUUUCAAAAUGGCGGCUUUUCAUUGAGCGAUCUAAUAUAUAUUUCACACAGUUUCGUUGAAUUUUCAAAGAAUUGUGCCGGUUUCCUAUGGAUUUUAAGGUGUUUCACACUCUGGCCUUUCUUGCGUGUUGAAUUAGUGUGUUUUUCUUUGUGUAACGACUCGAAAACCCUCAAAUUUGGACCCAGCGAAUUUAUACAAUAUAGUGGAGUAAACAAGGACAAGUUAAAGGUUUGACAGUUUGACUUUUUAAUUAACAAGUAUAAAUAUACGUUGUAGGCUCAUAAACAUGCGUCUUGUAUUUAUUUGCAUAAUUAUAAAUUUGCACCUACUUACAUUAAUUUGCGCCAAAUUACUUUCUAUUUCAUCAUAUAUUACUAUAAAACGCAUGUUUUCGAUUGUAUUCAGCGAGGUGGCGUUGCUUGCGGCGAAUUGAAACGUGAUACGGUUCGAUUACAGUGGGCCUGGCUUGUCAGGUUGAGUUGCCCGUAGCCGGAGGAUACGUCUGAGCCCGGCGUCUGGUAUAUUAUGGUUGAUAGUUGCUGAUCAAUGAUUGUAUUUAUUGGUUGUAUUUAUAUGAUCCAGUAUCCCUAUGAUCCUGUAUCCCUAUCUACUUCUCUACUACACAUUACACCAAGUACCAAGAAAGUUGCCAUUUUCAGGCUAGUGUGAACGCCUGAGCAGGCGUCUUGUUACAAUAUUAAAAAUUAAGUACGCUGAGCGUACAUGCGUCCGCUUUUACUUUAGUUUGUCAUUGCCAGCUCUUGAUAACGAGCACAGCUUCUUAUUUUUUGUGAUGUAUAUCACCAUACAGGUGCACUUUUUUGGGUACGUAUACCUAAAACGUCAUUCCAUACCCAGGGCCGUCGAGAACGUGGGCAAGAGAGAGGCACUUUGAUCCGUGUCCCCAGCUCAAAAGGGCCCCUCAAAACGAGGAAGGCCCAGAAAUAUAUAUCCUAGCUGCGUUGGUAUACUAUAAUAUGUAAUAAGGUGUAAUGCCGGUUUCCCAAUUGUCUUUGGUCUUUCAACUGAAACGAUCUAGAACUACAGUAAUUGGAUAAACUAACAAAAGAAAAAUUCGCUUAGUUCGAAAAUAAUCGCAAGUACAUGGAAAACGGGCUUAAUAUUACGUAAAACACCGAUUCUGUCCUUGGGGGACACCCUUGGAAAUUUUGCCCCGGGCCCCGCACAAUUUCUCGGUGGCACUGUCCACACUCUGAUCCUAUCCCGCUGAACCUAACCGGAGCAUUGGUUCCCUCACCCAACCGGUGGACGGCUGAUAAUGAGACUGACUCGGCGACAGAAGGCGACCGGCGACACUAAUGAAAACCAGCCUUAUCAACCAACAAGAAUAUCUCCCCUUACGAACAUGUUUAAUACUAAACUCGCAUACACACAAAUUAUGCUUUAUAAUGUAAGCAAACUAUAUAACAAAUUACGCUCGUUAGGUAUUAUAUUAAAUGAUUUUAUGAAAAGGUAUUGCCAUAACCGCCGUUUGGUUCAUAAAUUAAAGUCGCGAGAGAAAUUUCUAAUCUUCCACGUUGGACAGAAAUUGUUAUCUUUUGUUAGUUCAUAAUUUGUAUCAGACACUCUAAGUCGAUUCUUACAGUAAUAUAGCUAUGAAAUUUAACAAAUAUGAAACACAAUGCUGCAUUGAUUUCUUCUUUUAGAUAGUUCUCCGCGUGGGCAAUAUAGAAAACCAAAUGAAGACUUUCAUCUUUCAGCAGAACGAACAAGGGAAUUGUCUUAUUCGUGUGGAGAUCUUCCCCUCAUACUAGGUAUAAGAGACUUUCCGCACUAAGAUGGUCAUAAAUUUACGACAGGAAUUUCCAAAUCUUCCAGUUUGGCAGGUGUUUCCAGCUCAUUGGUUUGUUAAAUCUGUAUCAGACACUCGUACUUGUUUCUCAUAUAGUGAUGUAACAAAUUAAACAAAUAUUAAACAUAAUGUUGGUUUGAUUUCUUCCUUUAGAAAAUUAUCCGUUUAGGGCAUACAGGUCACGAAAUGAAGAUUUUGAUCAUUCAGCCGAAAGAACCAGAGCACUUUCCUCUUCGAGUGCAAAUAUUUUCGCCAGACUAGAUA